AUGGCAACUCCCAAAUUUAACUCCAAGUCGCCCACGAUACGGCGCAUACUUCGCGAAGCACAGGAACUUUCAAACUCGCCGUCGCCAGAUUACACGGCAACCCCGCUAGAAUCAGAUCUAUUCGAAUGGCACUUUACCUUCCGCGGGCCCCCGAAUUCUUCCUAUAGCGAUGGAAUCUACCACGGUCGAAUCGUCCUGCCACCCACAUAUCCGCUCCGUCCGCCCAGCUUUCGAUUUCUUACUCCGAGCGGCCGUUUCGAGACGAACCGCGAGAUCUGCCUCAGCAUCAGCGGUCAUCACGAGGAAACAUGGCAGCCCGCCUGGGGCGUAAGGACGGCGUUGGUUGCGUUGCGCAGCUUUAUGGAGACAGAUCCUCGAGGCCAACUAGGUGGUCUCGAAACAAGCGACGCUGUGCGAAGGCGUCACGCGACGGCAUCCCAGACAUUCAAGUGCCCAACAUGCGCUAAAACCAAUCUCGAGAUUAUACAGGAAUGCGAGGAGAGUGCCAAAUCCAUCGCCGUCACAUCAGAAUCCUCUGAUGUCGAAAUACCCUCAGAGUUGAAGAUGGGAUGGAAAGAUGAAAUGGGCAAGCUGGCCGAAAGACAACACCACGCGCAGGAAACCCCACGGCACGACGAUGGUGAUGCUGAGAGUGCGGAGCUCGCCGAGGGUUUCGUCCGCACUGCACCCAAAGUGGGUGGGCCGGAAACAAGUCCAGUGCCCAUAUCACAAGUACCAGCGCCCGACAUCGCAGCGGGAUCAAACGGGCCCUCCCCAUCGAUAUUGAACCCAACAAGAACAGUGUCCCUGCCUCCGGCACCGAACGUUCGGCAAGCUCACCAACGCCCGCACGACGAAGGGGUACCGCUGUGGGUGGACCGGGCCAUCGUUGCACUUGUUGUGUUGCUUCUAGCGAUGAUUCUCAAAGUAAUCCUGGACUUUUAG
This is a messenger RNA of Colletotrichum aenigma, 945 nucleotides long. RefSeq names its product Ubiquitin-conjugating enzyme E2 J1 (gene Ube2j1). The transcript is spliced from 3 exons. NCBI's taxonomy places the organism in Eukaryota, Fungi, Ascomycota, Sordariomycetes, Glomerellales, Glomerellaceae. The record is from RefSeq and is a predicted model, not a curated record. Bases 1 to 945 code for a protein of 314 amino acids.